AUGACAUCAAUCAUCUUUGGAGCGACAUCAUCACCGUGCACAGCAUUAUACAUCAAAAAUAAAAAUGCUGAAGAACAUGCAGAAGCAUACCCAGAAGCUGCGGUCACCAUAGAAAGAAAUCACUAUAUGGACGACUACUUGCAGAGCUUCCACUCUGUCACGGAAGCUCAGCAAACGGUAAAAGCAGUCGAUCACGUCCACAAACAAGCGGGAUUCGUACUCAGCGGGUGGACAUCGAACGAAGCGAAAACAAUAGAAGAAAUAACGACAGAACAUAAACAACACGACGCGACCGUGAGCCUGGGCGGAAAAGAAACUGAGAAGACGCUCGGCCUGCUCUGGCAUGUACAAAGCGAUCAUAUUGGAUUUAAUACUCACAAUAUGAAGAUGCCUGCCGACGUAAAAGAAAAACAACGCUUGCCAACUAAACGUGAAGCGUUGAGCAUCAUAAUGGCAUUAAUUGAUCCGCUGGGAUUAAUAUCACCAGUGACCACCCCAGCGAAGAGAAUAUUCCAAGACACAUGGCGUUACAAGGCGGACAGGGACGACCCUCUGCCCACGGAAUUAAAAGAAAAAUGGGAAGACUGGAUUACUUCACUUAACGCCAUAGAACAACUGAGAAUAUGGCGAUGCUACGAUUACAACCCGGUGUCGACGCGCCAACUACACACAUUCGUCGACGCAAGCGAGGAGGCCUACGCAGCAGCCGUGUAUUAG
This is a messenger RNA of Parnassius mnemosyne (clouded apollo), 717 nucleotides long. Lineage: Eukaryota; Metazoa; Arthropoda; Insecta; Lepidoptera; Papilionidae. The record is from the annotation of a GenBank genome assembly.